AUGGGUUCCCCCAUCCUGGUGUCUGGCAUCCGGGAGCUGGAUCCUGAGACCUUGGCGUGGUUCAUUUGCGGGCUCCUGACGUUUGAAUUGGUGCUGGCGAGCGUCCUCGACUUGGUUCCGCUUUUCAAGACAUACAGAAAACUCCGCGAUGUGGUUUUGACUCGCAAGAGACAGGGCUCGGAGGGCAUCACUGGCGAAAAGGAGGAGUGA
This is a messenger RNA of Penicillium cataractarum, 210 nucleotides long. RefSeq lists its product as uncharacterized. Bases 1 to 210 code for a protein of 69 amino acids. NCBI's taxonomy places the organism in Eukaryota, Fungi, Ascomycota, Eurotiomycetes, Eurotiales, Aspergillaceae. The transcript has a single exon. The record is from RefSeq and is a predicted model, not a curated record.